This is a messenger RNA of Hermetia illucens (black soldier fly), 1051 nucleotides long. RefSeq lists its product as uncharacterized. The record is from RefSeq and is a predicted model, not a curated record. Bases 98 to 883 code for a protein of 261 amino acids. NCBI's taxonomy places the organism in Eukaryota, Metazoa, Arthropoda, Insecta, Diptera, Stratiomyidae. The transcript is spliced from 2 exons.
ACUCAUUAAAUGAUAAAGGAAAGAUAUAAAAACGGUCACAAGAAAGUUUCUCUUUCAGUAAUGAAAAUUAAUUCUUCGCACGAGAAAAAACGAAACAAUGAUCACAGCGCGUGCUCUAAUUAUUGUGUUUUUAACACUGGUUCAUCAGCAGGUGUUAUUCGUUAAUGGCCAAUACACUGACAAACCGGGAGGACUUUUAGGUAUAGUCCAGGGAGUCAUAACUACCGCAACAGACUUGAUGGAUAACAGUUUCGAUACAGCCGAAAAGUGCUCAUAUUCACUGAAGUCAUUGCUCCGCAACGCCCUUUAUACCUUAGUCAACAAUCCAAUCACGCGUCUUACCGUAGGGUUUCGUAACAGGGCGGUCGGAUCUUCGUUGAUCAUGUUACGAAAUGCGUAUGUUGAAGCAAUUGAUCCUGUUAUAGACACUGUUCAUGAGCAAAUGGACCAAAUGGGAGAGUUACGAGAGCAGAUCAGACGGAGCCAAAUCUUCCUGAAGCGAUCUGCAAAUGAACUCCGGAAUAAAGGUGGAGGUUGUUUAACUCCUAUGAUAGCUACUGAUGUUACGAAUGACCUUCUUUCGUGUGCCCUUAUACCGAUUCAUAAUACGAUUGUAGAGUUACGUAAAACACAAGACGAGGUACGUGAUGUUCUUGCUCAAUUGAACAUGCAAGUGGAAGGUAGGCAGGGAUGUCUAACCGGCAAUCCAAAAGAAGCAGUGGUUUGUACACAAACAUUGGUUAGUGAAAUUCCAGCCUUUAUUGAAAUGAUCAACAAUAGAUUUGCCUCAGCACCAUCACUAUUUGAAUAUAUGAUCCCCAUCGUUCAAUGUGUACAGAAGGUAAAUGGAAAAAUUAAGAUGCUUUGCACGAAUCAAAAAUAAGCAAAUUGUAUUAGUGCAGGUUUUGUUUAAAAUAUUUAGGGAAAUAAGAUGAUCUUGUUUAGCUUAAUUUACUGUACAAAAAGGGCUACUUAAUAACACUUACUUUAAGACCAAUUUCAAUGUUACUUGUAUUAACUGAAUAAAUAAUGCAUGAACCUUUUUUUAAUA